AUGACCUACAGUUGCUACCCUGGAAACUUCUACUCCUGCUCCCUUGGAUACUGCCUGCCCUCCUUAGGUUCCUCCUGUGGCUCUUCCUACCCCAGCAACCUGGUCUACACGUCCUGUGUGGUGUCCAGCCCCUGCCAGCUGCCCUGCUACUACCCUAGGAGCUGCACACCCUGCAGUCCCUGCCAGGGCACAUAUGCUGGGUCUCUGGGCUUUGGAUACUGCAGCUGCCGUUCCCUGGGCUAUGGAUCUAGAAGCUGCUACUCCAGGGGCUGUGGGUCCAGUGGCUUCAGAUCUCUGGGUUAUACUUCUAGACUCUACUACCCAGCAUACUUAGCUUCUACAACAUUUCAACCUUCUUAUUACAGAUCCAUCUGUGGUAGUGGCUUCUAG
Molecule: messenger RNA, 390 nt
Organism: Psammomys obesus (fat sand rat)
Lineage: Eukaryota; Metazoa; Chordata; Mammalia; Rodentia; Muridae
Product: keratin-associated protein 13-1-like
Exons: 2
Coding region: 1-390 (129 amino acids)
Source: RefSeq, a predicted model, not a curated record